CCUUCAUUUAUAACUCUAGAUCUUCUUCUUGUCAUUCUUUUUCUUCUUCUUCUUCCUCCUCCUCCUCAUUAUGUCCAAAGCAAAUGUGAGAAAGUAUGGUCUUGAGAGGAGCAAAAGUGUCAAAGAGACACAGAAACCAAGCCAGAGCUUUUUCCCCAAAUAUCUCAAGAAAGUGUAUCCAAUUGGGCUUCAGAAAAGCACUUCAUCUCUAUCCUUAUCAUCAUUGUCUCUGUCUCUCUCGCAGAACUCAAAUGACUCUUCUCUCACAGCAGAUUCUCUGACACCAUUAGACCAGAAGAUCUCAUUGGCUCUUCGUUUGAUUUCGCCCCGUGAGAAAAAAGAGCCUCCUCCUGCAACUAAAACUGCACAGCAGCAGCAGCAACCAAGUCAACAGAACAAUCCUGCAGAGCCUGGGGAACUGAGAAGGUGCAAUUGGAUCACAAAGAACAGUGAUAAGGUAUACAUAGAAUUCCAUGACGAAUGCUGGGGGGUUCCAGCUUAUGAUGACAACAAAUUGUUCGAGCUGCUUGCAAUGUCUGGCUUGUUGAUGGACUACAACUGGACAGAAAUUCUGAAAAAGAAGGAAAUUCUCAGAGAAGUUUUCGCUGGAUUUGAUCCGCACACAGUUGCAAAAAUGGAGGAGAAAGACAUCAUGGAGAUAGAAUCAAACAAAGCUCUUUCACUAGCAGAAAGCAGAGUAAGAUGCAUAGUAGACAAUGCCAAAUGCAUAGUAAAGAUUGUGAGGGAAUGUGGGUCUUUCAGUAAUUACAUAUGGGGGCAUGUAAACCACAAACCAGCCAUUAACAGAUACAAAUACCCAAGGAAUGUGCCGCUGAGAUCACCAAAGGCAGAGGCCAUAAGCAAGGACUUGGUCAAGAGAGGGUUUCGGUUAGUGGGCCCAGUUAUAGUUCACUCCUUCAUGCAAGCUGCAGGUUUGACCAUUGACCACCUUGUGGAUUGCUAUAGGCACAGUGAGUGUGUAAGCCUAGCUGAAAGACCUUGGAGGCACAUCUGACUUACGAAUUCUAAGACAUUCUUAUCAACACUUGAUUUAUAGAGUUGGCGGAUCAAAUCACCAACUUGAAUCUUCUGCAAGACUGCAACUAAUGUACAGUCCAAUAAGAAAAGAGAUACAAAUCCUGCUCAAGUAGGGCUUGAGUUUGAGUUAGUAUGAUUGUGUGAAUGCAAAAAACGCCUUUGAGAAAAUUGCCUCCAAUUAGACUCGACAGUGCUCGAAUAUGACCUAGUCAUAUGGCCAUAUAAAAAAACAAAAGAGAUACAAAGAUUCAUGGGAUUCACUUAACAUGCAGAUCCAGAAGUUGAGUCUCAGAUCAUAGUGUUUUUAACUUGGUAUUCUUUAUAGAUUGAGUAUAUCUAAAUUUUUUUUAAUAUGAUUCAGCUAUAAAUAUUUCAAUUGGAUUUGAUGAGAGAAAAUUUUCAACUUUGUAUUGUGGUUGAGCAUGUAAAUAUAUGUAUAAUUACAGCCAACAAAUCCAGUUUUUUUUUUUUGUUGGAGGAUUUUUGGGUGAUGUUUCUUUAUUAUUCUUUUGUCCAAUGUAUAAUGAUAAAGUACCAUUAUUGCCACAAUAAAUAAAAUGUGUUGCUCCGUAUUUGGAUGAUUAUUUAAA
Messenger RNA from Neltuma alba, 1628 nucleotides. Its product is annotated as DNA-3-methyladenine glycosylase-like. Gene Ontology annotation, biological process: base-excision repair. The transcript has 5 exons. The coding region runs from base 71 to 1015 and encodes 314 amino acids. Gene Ontology annotation, molecular function: DNA-3-methyladenine glycosylase activity. The record is from RefSeq and is a predicted model, not a curated record. Lineage: Eukaryota; Viridiplantae; Streptophyta; Magnoliopsida; Fabales; Fabaceae.